Hordeum vulgare subsp. vulgare (domesticated barley) is the source of this 1824-nucleotide messenger RNA. RefSeq names its product protein transport protein Sec61 subunit gamma-like. Bases 793 to 1002 code for a protein of 69 amino acids. The transcript is spliced from 2 exons. Gene Ontology annotation, biological process: protein targeting; post-translational protein targeting to membrane, translocation. Lineage: Eukaryota; Viridiplantae; Streptophyta; Magnoliopsida; Poales; Poaceae. The record is from RefSeq and is a predicted model, not a curated record. Gene Ontology annotation, molecular function: transmembrane protein transporter activity. Gene Ontology annotation, cellular component: membrane; Ssh1 translocon complex.
GCAUCAUUAGCAGGUGAUCACUGUAGCUUAAUCACAAUAAUUACUGUAGCAAAAGUCGAGGAUGUCACAGAUUGGCUCUCCUCGUCGCUCGUCACAUCACAAAGGAAGGCGUCAUAAUCGUUAUGCCUCCGCCGCUGCCAGAGCUGGACAGAGAGGUAGAGGGCAUCAGAUUGGGGAAAGGAAGGAGAAGAGACGGAGAGCGGAUCAAAGUGAAGUGAUCUAGGGUUUUCUCAGGAUAAGGGUUUUGGGGGGAUGGAGUGGGGUCAUGAUAGGCCAGCAUGGAUCGGGCUGACGUGGCGGCGUACCUGGGGCCUUCUAUAUCUGCUCCAGGUUUGAUCUGAAUAUGAGAGGUGACGGACAACCCGGAAUUUUGAGGCCGGUUUGAGCCGCCUGUUUGGGACGCCCAACUAUAGGUGCUCUUAGAUUAUUUCAUGGCACUUUCUGCUUUAUCCAAUGGCUCUUCGAGGUGUCCUGGUUAUCUCUACUAUUAAAGGGGGAUGUGCCGUCGUGAUGGUUCAACCAGCGGGAUGGUUCGACCUCUCGUUAGCUCCCCUAGCAGUUCCACCGAUUUUUUCCAUCCCUCGAGUUAGUUAAAUACAGAAAAAACCGGUUGACAGAAAAAACCGAUCCCCACCUUCCUCGUGAUAGUGCGACCCUGCGCAAGUGGCAAGAUUUCACGCGAAAAACGUCACCCCCACGAUCCCCUCCUCCCCGUCUCUCACAACCUUCGUUAUCCUUAGAAAACGGAACGUCGGCGGCGGCUCCGAGAUCUCGCCCGCCCGCCAGCCAGCCAUGGACGUCGUCGACUCCGUCGUGGAACCCCUCCGCGAGUUUGCCAAGGACAUCGUCCGCCUCGUCAAGCGCUGCCACAAGCCCGACCGCAAGGAGUUCACCAAGGUGGCCGCGCGGACGACGGUCGGGUUCGUCGUCAUGGGGUUCGUCGGCUUCUUCGUCAACCUCAUCUUCAUGCCCAUCAACAACAUCAUCAUCGGCUCGGGCUAGGGUACGCCCGUGUCUUGAUCCCCUCCUUCGUUUUGGUGUUAUCUCCCUUUGCCUGGGAGAGAUCUCGUUCGGGUCACUGCUUUGGGCCCAGGAAGCGAAGGGAAUGAGCUCGGCUGCUUCUCCCCCACACUUCUUUAUUUCUCCGUGCCCCUUCCGCAGGAUCGGUCCGUCCGGCACGCACACGUGGUCAACGCGCUGCGGCAGUUCAAGGUCAACCCGUUCAGGGACGAGUUAUUCGCCGCGUUCCAGGUGUCGCACCGGCAGCAGCUAGCCAUGCUGGACAUGGCUGCGGUGGCAGAAGCGCCGGCUGGGCCGGCGCCUGCGGUCGGUCCGCGUCUGGCGUCGCGUGACGGGCGUCGUCUUCGCGGCGAUCCUCGUUUGCUCGGUGGUGGCCGUGGCUCUCCCUCUCGCUUUCUCGUCGUUGAGUCCCGCUCCACCUCCGCCCUCCAUCUACUUGCUUCAAGAUGUCUUCCACGGCCGGUAGCUUUCGCGAUUUGGGUUUGUAGCAGGCGUGAACUAUGCGAUGAGGGUGUGCGUCCUCAUCACAGGCGGCUACGGCAAGUACCGUGCAGCACAGCGGAUGGUGUACGAGAACGCGUAGAAGACCAACAACUCAAACUUGACGCCCUUUGCCUCCGUCAAGGACAAUGUAACAGGUGCGUAGAUCUUGAUCCUUUCCUUCAAUGCCGUUGUUGUCUGAUUGUCUCCGUUCCUGUGAAGCCAGUAUUCUGCCUGGCCGGCGCUUUCGCUUGAUGGAAAAACAAAAAACAUAGCAAACCUGACUUACUGUAAGAUGGAUUGAAUCAGCUAACAACGUACUAA